AUGGCGAAUACUCGGUAUCCUGACUCGGGAGUUAACAAGCUGCCACAGACCUACAAGAUACGCACACAAGAAUCGGCCUCGCCACCCUUAAUUACACUUUGCUACUGGGUAGCAAGGUCCACUGUGGCUGCAGCAAGUGGCGGGAUGUACAUUGCAUGGAGAGACUACCUGCUGCCUGCAUUUCUCAAUCUCCAUCUUCUGAUAAGGCGAGAUUUCGAAGAGAACACCAACGGAAGGACUCCUGUCACCAAUCGAUUAGGCUCCCAUAGGGAGAUCGCCGUGAAGAGAUGUGGACCUGAAGAUCCGUAUCACGCCUUUAACUUGCCACAACGAGCGAUCAUAUAUGCGACGGUGUCUUCACCAAGCAUUUCUGGAUCUGAGCUAGGACUGCCAAUCCGGAUGAUGAUCUACAUAUUUGGCCAAAACAUGCCAUGGCUAAUCGGGUCAGGGACCUCUGCACCAUGGUGGAUCAUGUGGGGAAUAUUGAAGCACUACCCAGAGAAUAGUUUCUAUGGUAUAAGGCUUAUUCUCCAUCCCAAUGGGGCGAACGUCGAUAAGGAGCAGAGGCAAGUUGGUCACGCAAGGAAUCCAUUACAGUCGUCAGUGCUACUACCCCUGCCUAUGUUAGAUGAUUCGUCUUACGCCUAUAAGAAAGGGAGCCACGAGAGGCCCACGGAACGGACAGCAAGGGCCGGAAUGCCAGACUCAUCUACUGUCUGGACGCGCGUUGUCUGCAAUGAUCUACUCAAUUUACCUGGUUUGUCUGUCUUCCCAGCGUGGCUGUCAAGCUACUUAUUGCCUUGA
Messenger RNA from Aspergillus eucalypticola CBS 122712, 804 nucleotides. RefSeq lists its product as uncharacterized. Bases 1 to 804 code for a protein of 267 amino acids. The record is from RefSeq and is a predicted model, not a curated record. Lineage: Eukaryota; Fungi; Ascomycota; Eurotiomycetes; Eurotiales; Aspergillaceae. The transcript is spliced from 6 exons.